Molecule: messenger RNA, 1055 nt
Organism: Solenopsis invicta (red fire ant)
Lineage: Eukaryota; Metazoa; Arthropoda; Insecta; Hymenoptera; Formicidae
Product: spore coat protein SP96-like
Exons: 3
Coding region: 325-1005 (226 amino acids)
Source: RefSeq, a predicted model, not a curated record
AAUUUCAAUCAAUUAAAAAAUUCUGUGAAAAAUUUUCACGACGCAAGAUACUCUAACAUGCAUAAAAUAAAAAAUCGUAUGUAAAUUAUGACGAUUAUGACAAAAAUAUAAUAUAGCUACGUGUAUUAACUAUUUUUCUAUAAAAAAAGCAUUCUUAAUCUACCGAUUGAAUCGGUCCGCACGUGGUUGAAAAGCAACAACACUGUAAGACGACGUGGGCACGGCGAGCGCUGUAUUAUUUCGAUCAUUCAAUGUUCGACUGUCGACUGUGAAGGUGACCAUCGCAAGGACGAGCAUCGCAAGGCAGAUCUAGUAAGUAUAUCUAUGUACUUAAAAAAAUAUACGAGAAAAAUGUUAUUACAUAGUAAAACAUUAUUAUUUAUAUUGUCUAAAUUUUAUAUUUUCAGUAAAGAAACAUUGGUCACAAUGUCGACGACAGCGGCAACGACGACGUCGACAGCGACGGCGACGACGUCGACAGCGACGGCGACCACGACGACGGUGACGAUGUCGACAGUAGCGGCGACGGAGACGAUGGCUGAUAUCGCUGAGUCAACGGCGAUGAUGAUGGCGGCGACGGAGACGAUGGCUGAUAGGGCCGAGUCGACGGCGAUGACGACGACGGCGACGGAGACGACGAAUGAUACGGCCGAGUCGACGGCGAUGACGACGACGGCGACGGAGACGACGAAUGAUACGGCCGAAUCAAUGGCGGCGACGGAGAUGACGACGGCGACGAUGUCGACGACAACGGCGACGAUGUCGACGACAACGGCGACGAUGUCGACAGCAACCGUGCCAACGGCCAAUCCUGGUCAACUCAUAACAAUAAAUACUGCUGAUCUACAAAAUAUUAUUUAUGCUGCUCUCGCGGGCACUCGCGGGAGGGACGAGGAAGAGGACGAGGAAGAGGAAGAGGAAGAGCAGGAAGAGGAAGAGCAGGAAGAGGACAAGGGAGAGGACAAGGAAGAGGCAGGGGUGGGGGUAGAGGUAGAGGAACAGUGAUAAGAGGAAACGGAGGAAUUCAAGUUUAUUUUUAUAACCAAUGAAUAAUG